AUGGAGAUAAAUCUCUUUUGCAGCGAAAAGGGCUUGCAAGAGUGUGUUGAGAGAUACCAUGGUGAUAAUCUUAUAAGUCAAUUACCCGAUGACAUUCUCCUUAUUAUCCUAUCUUUCCUCCCAUUGAAAGAAGCUGGGCGAACAAGUGUUCUUUCUUCUCGUUGGAGAAACCUGUGGAGUUACAUCUUACAUCUCAACUUUGAUGACUAUAGCUCGAUGGAGAAGGUUAUGCUGGAUCCAACAUUUCACAGUGUCAGUGUUGAGAGGGAAAAGUAUGUAAAGUGGGUGGAUUCGGUUCUCCAAUUACACCGAGGGUCUACCGUGAAAGAAUUAAGAAUAUGCUUUAGUUUAGUCAAAUCAGCCACAAAGUCAAUUACGAAGUGGCUUGAGUUUGCUUUUGAGAGGCACACUGAAAAAUUGGAGUUGAACCUUUCAGAUGGUGACUGUGGUCAUCCCCCAGAUGAAACGUACGUGUUUCCUCAAGAGAUAUGCAGUUCAGACCGUCUUUUCAACUUUAAGCCCAUAAAAAUGUUGUUCUUGGGCAGUGUUCAAGUCUCUGGUGAAACUAUUGAGUUUCUCUUACGUGGCUGCCCAUUGCUCGAGCAGUUAAUUGUCCGUUCCUCCGAUUAUUUGACACGUCUUGAAGUUUGUGGACCAUCCCUUGUAUUAAAGCAUUUGGAGAUAUGGAUGUGCAAUUUAAAAUCCUUAAGAAUUUCUGCUCCGAAACUAACUUCACUUAUACUUUAUAAAAUAGAAGGCCUCUUGCUUGAGGACGUUCCAAUGCUUACUAGUGUUCAUGUGACAUUUGCGGACACUCGGCCUUCUACUUCAGAGAGAUUAAUUUCUACAUUGCUUUGCUGUCUUUCCCAAUUGGAGAUUCUCACCUUGAACAUUUGUUGUAAGAGGGAGCUUUUAUGGAUGCUCAAAUUCCCCAUGAUGCCUAAACUUAAGAAGUUGGUCAUCAUUGAAGGUUUAAGUGGUGUGGACUCGAGUCUUCUUGGCCUAGCUAAUUUUAUCAGUGCAUCGCCCAACCUGCAAGAAUUUGAGAUACAGCAAAGGUGGUUUAAAGCUGAAAGGUCAAACAACGAAAUUCAGAAGGGAUUUAAACACUUCCCACUGCACCAGCACCUGAAUGUUUUUCGGUUUUUAGGUUAUUAUGCUUGCCCGAGUGAUUUUGAAUUAGUCAACUACUUGUUGGAGAACUGUGUCGCGCUUAAGCAAAUCUUUGUUGAUACCCAAACUCAGCUACGUGGGGGCUACGAUCCUUUUCUUCCUGAAGAAAUAGAAUUGGCUGAAAUAGCAAAGGGUUACGCAAAACAGCAGCUGGAGCAGUUAGUACCUAACCACAUUAGCUUAUUUAUAUGCUAA
Molecule: messenger RNA, 1368 nt
Organism: Striga asiatica
Lineage: Eukaryota; Viridiplantae; Streptophyta; Magnoliopsida; Lamiales; Orobanchaceae
Source: the annotation of a GenBank genome assembly